AUCAUGGAGUAACCCUAUGGAUGUAAUAACCCCCAACGUCCUAACUUUGAAAAUGAAAAUGAAUUUAGAUAGUAAAUUUGAAAUUCACGUAAAAUGCUAUAUUUAAGCUGUAACAAUUUACAUCAUGGAUUUAUUAUACAAUGUUAACAGAAAAUCAUAUUCUAAGUCAUUUUUGAAUCAAGAAAGCCCAUACAGUGAAUGUUCUAUAUGCACUAUAUCAUGCAGAAAUAUUGUUGCAUUUACUGCGACAUCAGACUUAGAAGGUACAAAUAGUAAAAUAUGGGGUUGUCAUAUAUAUGUAUGUGAUUUAAAUAGACCAUGGCAUAUGUAUAAAGUUUCGACUAAUAAAGAUCUUGUGACAGUACUUAAAUGGGAUUUGUCAGGAGAACAAUUAGUUGUAGCAAAUUGUAUAGGUGUGGUACAACUUUGGACUUUCAAAGAUUAUGUAUUAAAUAAUUGGCAGUUAAUUGCUUCACAUUAUUUUAUUGGUGAACAUAUAUUGGAUGUCGCUUGGUUUCAUAAUGGAAAAAGGAUUUCACUGAUUUCAGAAAAAAAAGAUUGUACACAAUACAGUGAUAAGUUUUCCCAUCUGCUUUACGCUCCUACAGUGAAACAAUUUGGAGGAUGUGCAAGCCAAGGUGUACUUGUAGUUACAAAUACAGGAAUGCUGGGAGCAAUUUUGAUCACUCAGGAUAAACAAAAUUUAGUAUACUAUUCAACUGAAAGCUUGAGAAGUAUUCGGCAAAGAGUCUCAGCCGUUGACAUUAGUUAUGCCAAAAAUGGUGAAUUUCUAGUUGCUGUAAGUAGUGGCAGUUGUGUUUUACCUAUACGAUGUUUUAGGGUUUCUGUGAAAAAAGUAGGAGAAAAGUAUAACAUAGUUUCACAUGCUUUACCAAGUUUUUUUUUACAAGAUGGUACUUUUAAAGAUAAUCCAUUUGAUAUAACUAUAUCGCAUCUUAAAUUCGCUGCGUCGGAAACAGCUGACUCUUUAAUUGUAGCAGCCAAUAAUGAUUCUGAUGGAUUUAUUGAAAUAUGGGAAUUGAGUGAAAAAACGCCACCUGUACAUAAGGGUUUUCAAUCUAAAAAUUGUGAAUCUUUCAAAACUUAUGUAUGGCAACAUCAAGCAUUAUACCAUUGUUCGUAUUGUGUAACUGCAGUAACAACUACAAAAAUAUCUAUAAACAAACCUACCUGUUAUAUUACAGUCGCCUUAUCAGAUGCUUCUGUACGUUGUCUUAGUCUUGAUGGAUUAAAAGAAAUAAGUUCUUCUACUUUAAAUAAUAAUUUCUAUCAAGAUGAAACAGUCAAUAAAUAUCUAAAAGUCUCUACAACCGUUUCAUAUAUCGAUAUAUCAUGGUUAGGAUGUAUUUGCGUACUUAUGGAUUCUAAAGGAAAUUUACAUGUAUAUAAAUUACCCACAGAUGGUACAUCUCUUAGUUUAGCUUAUUCAUGUACUUUACUGGAAUACUGUUUAUUAACUGGAACUGAUUGGCUAGAUUUACUGAUAUGUUUGAGACCACCAACAAUUGAAGCAUUGUCCGAACGUUUUGACACUUUUUUCAAUAAACAGCCCUUGCCAAUACAGCAAUAUUACUACAUGCAAUUUUUAAAUAUAAAAAUUUCUCUAUAUAGAAUGUUAAUAAAUGGUCAAAAUAAAGCAGCAGAUCUUUCUUCCUUAUUUAUGAUGCUUUCGGUUGCAACGGCGUUCAAAUCUUUAUUAAGGCCAUCGGAAACCUUUCACGAUAAAGUUCCAGCAGAUCGUUUACAGUCCGUUAUAACAGAUAAUAUUAUUACUGAUGUUGAUAAGGUUUUGCUACACAUAGAGCCGAAAGAAUUCACUGUUGAACCUAUCACCUUGCAAUCAUUACAGCAAUUGAUCCAAUGGACAACUAAUUUUGCUUUGAAUUUAUUAGUUCGCCUUCCAGAACAAAAAUUGCAAAAUAAAUCAAGUGGAUAUGAAAUUUUAAGAGAUCAAAAAGCUAUUAAUAUAUUACGAGAACUCCUAGUAAUUAUUCGGAUUUGGGGUUUACUACGACCUUCUUGCUUACCAGUAUUUCUCAAAAGUGCAGAUAACAUCGAUGUUUUGGGUUUACUUUUUCAACUUCUAUCUAAAUUAAUUCAACCUAGUAAUGAAGUUCAUCAUUUUGACGAUCACUUAAUUGAUGAUUGUUGUCUCUUACCUAAUCAAAUAAUGAUCCCUCAAGUACAAGAAGCAAAUAGUAUAACUGCCAUUGCAACUCCUAUCUUGUUUUAUCAGAAUGUUCCUUUACAGCUAGAAUAUGGCGUUGAACCUGACUUUACUUUCGUCCCAGAAUUAAAUCCAGUUGAAGGUUGUAUGCAUAGUGGUCAAACUGUAGAUGCUGUGCGGCAUAUCUAUUUGGGAAAACAACCACUGUUUGUAAAGCAGUGUUCAAGGUGCGGUUCGAAAUCUCAAAUUCAAAAUACUACUAGAACUGCUGCAAUCAGAGCAUGGGAACAAAGAUGGGCAAAAGGUUGUCCAUGUGGAGGUUCUUGGACAAUUAAUAAUUCAAAUAUUCAGUAAAGAUCUAAAAAUUUCUCUUUACAAUAAUAUCAAAUACCCCUAUGUAAAAAAUAGUUUUUUGUUAACUAGCUCAUUUAUUUUAUAACUUCUGAACUAAGUUUUGUUCCAUUGAAUACAUUUUUUUAAUUUACAUCUCAUUGUGAUUUGUCGGUCAAUAAUUAUAAUAAAGUUAUACUUAGUAAAUAAAAAUUGGUUGAUUAUAGAAAAUCUAUUAUAAAAAAUAAGAUGACUGACAUAUAAUCGUAGCGGAAUAUACAUAUAACUGUCAUCUUAUGAACCAGUAAAGAGGAUCGAAGAACAAUAACAUUUCUCUAAACGGUUGAAACUGUCAUAAAAAUAAGAAUAAAGAAUUGAUGGAAAACCAAUAAAGUUUGAUAAUUAUUUAAACUAUUAUUAAAUCAUCAUGAAAAUCAAUUUUUUAGUGGCAGAAAUAGGGUCACAUGAUCUAUUAUUAUGAGGUGGCUAAUGAGCAUAUAUGUAUGAUUUCUAGUUGAGUUGUUAGUAGUAAACAUUUAAUUUAUCACGUAA
This is a messenger RNA of Phymastichus coffea, 3070 nucleotides long. It is a transcript of the gene MED16, whose product is annotated as mediator of RNA polymerase II transcription subunit 16. The transcript is spliced from 14 exons. Gene Ontology annotation, biological process: positive regulation of DNA-templated transcription. NCBI's taxonomy places the organism in Eukaryota, Metazoa, Arthropoda, Insecta, Hymenoptera, Eulophidae. The record is from RefSeq and is a predicted model, not a curated record. Gene Ontology annotation, cellular component: mediator complex. The coding region runs from base 125 to 2542 and encodes 805 amino acids. Gene Ontology annotation, molecular function: protein binding.